GUGCUCCGCUGACAUAUUCCGCAUCCCUUUGCCUCGAAUUUCACUUCCUCCACCUCGCUCGCUGUUCACCACUUCCAACCGUAUUGUAGUAGGCAACUACCGUAGCCUCCAUUAUCCCCCCUUUUCGUCAAACCAUCUCAUUUUCCUCUCCUUUGAUUCCCCACCCCCGGUAUUCUCCUGCCCCUACUCCGCACGCAUGGUGUGCGGGUGAACUGUAUUCCAGGAAUUGAGGAGAGGGAAAGGGAAAAAAAGGAAAAAGAAAAAAGAAAAACAAACCCCCCUUGCGCCUCAGCCCCUGGCUUUUCCCUCUCCCGUGCGUGGCUAUCCAUCAUCCUCCAUUGCGAGUAGACAGUUCACUAACCGGAAAAAAAUAAAAUAGUUCUAAUCUGGGUCGGCCUGCUUUGUGUGCAUUGGCACUGGAUCUGAUCGAAUCUCGCUUCGACUGUGGCUGUAAUGUUUAAAUGUGGAUUUUCCGCAGCAGGGCCUCAGCAACAGAGAUCCCUCUUACCCGGUGAUGAGCGUCCCAAUCAGGAACAUGCAUGGAAUAUCUUGAAACGCGCCACUGCCGUCCAAGCCACACAGGAAUCGAAGACUCCCAUGUUUCGAACUAAGGAGCUACAACCCCGUUCUAAUCAUUCAUCUAGUAAUCGGCCUCUGGCCAGACCCAUGGAUAGCCAAAGCAGGAGUGGUGUGAAGUUAAAAUUAAGCUCUAUCAUGACAGGCCGAGGUAGGGCCAAUGAUCCUGGUCGUCGUGGAACUAGAACCAGGCCUGCAGACGCCGUGCCCGGGUGCCCGACCUCCGCUAUCAAUAAGCAAAAGUUUGGUAGAGGCAGGGGAUCUACCGGUAGGGGAGACAAGGCUUCUCCUGGUCUCGAGAAGAAGUCACGGAAAGCCAAGAUGCAUACGGAUGGAAUUAGAAAGCGGAGAACGCCAAAGACAGCGAAGAAGAGGAGGGAAUCACUGGCGCAACACCCGCUGGCAAGAUCUUUUACUGGUAGGUCAGAGAUUAGUGCUUUCCGCCACGAGACUAGUGGAUCGAUAUCUGCGUUCGGAUCAUAUGCACCGGCCUAUUGCUAUAUUUUGGAACAUGCUGUCCCCUGUUCGACCGAGGUGCCGGCAACUAUUUUUGCUUCUGGGCACUGAGGUAUGUCUACGAUAAUACAUCGGCCCAGUGAGAAUGCACGAGAGGUCCGGGCCAACAUGGUCCCCCCCAUUCACCCCAUUUUUUUCCCAGCUCUCUCUCACCUUGCCCAUUGGUUGAUUGCCCCCGACCCUGGCCUGCCCCGCAUGCAAAACAGCAUACAGUCGCUCGAUUACGCUCACACACACACUGCUCAUUUAUAAUAAUAUGUCCUAUUAUGCGUCGUUGCUACUCUAUGCAGUUGUUAUUUCCCUCGUUCUCCCGGGGCUAGGACCGGAUCCCCGCUUUUUUGGGGGUGUUUGGAUCAUAUUUUGCAGUUCUAUCAUCAUUUGUCUGACGCUUAGCUCUCGUCGAAACAGAUUCGCUCGACCACGCAACGACACACCUCUCAGAAAGCCUGCCGCGAGCGCUCUCGGAUAAACUGGAGACACUUCUCUGCCGUACAGCGGCAACAACCAGUCUUUCGGAGACUUAUCUUUCCCACUCAUCGGGACUUAAGAACGCUCUUUUCUGUUCUUCGCCCUUGCUUUCGGGUUCCUUGGAGAGGAAGGCCGACAGGCUUAAGGGUUUGACUCACGAGGAGUUUGAGAAGUUGGGUGUACUGUGGGGGAAGUGGAAGCAGUGUGUGGGUGAGAUCCAACGAUUGGCUACUGACGAGGCAACCUUCGCCGAAAGGAGGGAAGAAAUGGGUUAUGGGAGCGAAAAAGGCGAUGACAAUGCAUCGGGCAUGGUAAAUAAUGACGAGUAUUGGGGAGAGCUUGAGUGUGCAGCACUAGCUGAAAGAAUAGAAUCGGUUGGUGAGGUUUGGCUAGAGAAGAUGGAGGAAUGCGAGAAAGUCCGAAUCCUUCCCAUAUUUUCAUUACAUCCUGCGCUUUACUGGUCACAAAAAUAUCACACUUUUUUUACCCCUCGUAGCGUAUCUUUGCUAACACUACCCCGAUUUCUCCCCGUAUUGAAGAAAAUCGCGGACGAAGAACUCAGGCAGCGGCGUCUGGCGGCCACUGUCCUUCUCUAAGAUCUCUGCGAAGAUCGUCACGCCCUUGAGGUGGCACACAUCUAAAGGUGGGCAGAGGUAGGAAAUUCGCAGGACACUAAUUAGUUGGGGCAGGAUUGCUCGUAUGGAGCACAAGGACUGAUACGGAGGUUGUGCUAUCGAUCCAGCCACACAUACCAUAGGAGUUCGAUUUAUGCGAGACUUUCUCUCAUUGUUUUAGCGAUCUGGGGUUGAGGAUUUUUCACGGACCAUUCGGCAAAAUGGGAUGGCAAGGUUAUAUUGGAGGCAAAUAUUACCGGUAUACGGUAUCGUAUCGUACCUGGGUUAAAAAAAUCCUCAUGUGGCCCGGCGGUCAUCUGGUGGCUCUUUCCCUUCUUCCCCCACUUCAAACGACCACUUGGGGAUCAUUGAUUUGUUUUUCUUCUCCUUUUUUUCUCCCUCAAUCGUAUUCCUAUUGUUUUUAUUAUUAGCCCUUACUCGUGCCGUCGCCGAGAAUAAAUCAACUAUGUUGU
Molecule: messenger RNA, 2647 nt
Organism: Tuber aestivum (summer truffle)
Lineage: Eukaryota; Fungi; Ascomycota; Pezizomycetes; Pezizales; Tuberaceae
Source: the annotation of a GenBank genome assembly